This is a messenger RNA of Gossypium raimondii (Peruvian cotton), 2539 nucleotides long. Its product is annotated as zinc finger protein CONSTANS-LIKE 9. Bases 758 to 1984 code for a protein of 408 amino acids. The record is from RefSeq and is a predicted model, not a curated record. NCBI's taxonomy places the organism in Eukaryota, Viridiplantae, Streptophyta, Magnoliopsida, Malvales, Malvaceae. Gene Ontology annotation, molecular function: zinc ion binding; protein binding. The transcript has 4 exons.
UGCUUAAGCUGUUUGUUUUGAUUAUGGAGUUUAAAUCUUUUGAUUAUAGUUCUAGCUUUCUUCUUUGAUUUACGUUCAACCUUUUACCUUAUUUAUGAUAUUAGAUUGUUUUGUUUAAUAUGCUCUGAAAUGGAAUUAGUUUUGCUUAUAAUUCUUUUUCCUGGAAUGCAUAUUCCACUGCUGUUUCCUUUUUAUUAAAACUGUUUUCUUUUUCCAUUUUUCUUUGUUUUCUCUUAUAUUAUUUUACUGUUUUAGUCGUCAUCGAUUAUGAGUGUAUGUUUUCUUUUUCUACUUGUUCUAUUAUGAGUUUGUGUUUUGCAUUGAUUUAUUGGUGCUUAAAACUGUUCACUUUCUGGCUGUGAUCAUAACAUUAUUGAGACUUUUCCCCUUCAAUAGUGCUGAUCACGUGAAAGCCUUUUAUGAUUACAGUGUCUUCCAGAAUUUGACCUUGAGCCGUAUCAUUAUUGUUUUAGAAGUAGGAAUUAAGCAACCUCUAUAAUCAAUGGAUAUUUAAGUUUUUUUACUGAUUAGCAUGCUCUUACAACAUACAUGAACUGAGUUCUCUUGUAAUUGCUAACUCUUUUUCUUUCUUUUUUUUUUUCUCUUUUUUGCCUUUGAUAGCUAUUGAAGUGCAAGGAGAAAUAGCGGAGUCGAUGAUCAUCUCUGAUGCUACUUGCCCUGGUUGAUAUAUUGUUUGCUUGGAAGUCUGUAAAUUUUAGAGAAAAGUUUUAGCUUUUGUUGGGGUAGUGUGAUUGGAAUGGGUUACAUCUGUGAUUUCUGCGGAAAUCAACCGUCAACGGUAUAUUGCCAGUCUGAUGCUGCCUGUUUAUGUUUGUCUUGCGAUCGAAACGUCCAUUCUGCUAACGCACUGUCGAAACGUCAUUCGAGAACAUUGUUAUGUGAAAGAUGCAAUUCACAACCUGCUUUUGUUAGAUGUGUUGAAGAAAGGGUAUCUCUCUGUCAGAAUUGUGAUUGGAUGGGUCACGGUACCUCUACCUUGAAUUCGACACAUAGGAGGCAAACAAUUAAUUGUUAUUCUGGUUGCCCAUCCUCCGCAGAACUUUCUUCCAUAUGGUCGUUUUUUUCGCAAUCCCCUUCCGCAGGUGAAUCUACAUGUGAGCAGGAAUUAAGGCAAAUGAGCAUCACUGAGACUUCCUGGUGCCCUACCGAAAAUACCAUUAGCCAGAAUGAUACUGGUGAUGCUGAAGUUAAUCGUGAUUACAAUGUGGAUAGGGGAAGUAGCUGGAGUGGGUCUUCAAUUCCUGAACUCAGAUCUGGACCAGGAUUACUUGAUCAGCCAGCUGGAACAACCGAUACAUCAUUAUCCGAGUUAUCUUGUCCUCAAACAAAGUGUCCUGGGGUUUGCAAAGAUGAUCUUUAUGAUGAUUUCAACAUGGAUGAAAUUGAUUUGAACCUUGAAAAAUAUGAAGAACUCUUUGGAGUAACUCUCAACCAUUCUGAAGAACUUUUUGGGAAUGGUGGGAUUGAUAGCUUAUUUGGGACGAAGGACAUGUCUGCUACUGAUUCCUACCAGGGUGCAGUGGCUGCUGAGGGCUCAUCUGUUGGACUGGUGAAUGCAAUCCAGCCAGCAUGCAGCAAUGCAGCAUCUGCUGAUUCCAUGAUGAGCAAUAAAACCAAUUCAAUUUUGUGUUUUACGGCAAGGCAAGACCAUUCGAGCUUCUCAUUUUCUGGCCUUACUGGAGAGAGUAGCGGAGGAGAUUACCAAGAUUGUGGAGCUUCAUCAAUGCUUCUCAUGGGAGAGGCCCCUUGGUGUCCUCCAUCUGAAGUUCCCUUCUCAUCGGCAACUCGAAGUGAUGCUGUCAUGCGUUACAAGGAAAAGAAGAAAACACGGAAGUUUGAAAAGCGAGUGAGAUAUGCCUCUAGAAAAGCAAGGGCUGAUGUGAGAAAGCGCGUGAAGGGACGCUUUGUCAAAGCUGGUGAUGACUAUGAUUAUGAUCCAUUGAACCCAACUCGAAGCUGCUGAGAGUACAACUUUUUUUACCAUCCUCAUAUCAAGGAAAGCCAGUUGUUGGGUGCAAAAAAAAAAAAAAACCAUGAAUAACUUGGCCGGUCAUGGUUCUCCAUAAACAUAAACAAUCAACAGAUUGUGGCAUCAUUCAGCAAGGUCCGCGUUGAUUGCCUUUGCUGCUGUAAUGCAUUCAAGUGAAUUCACCUGCUCAAAUUCUUUUGAUUUUUUCGUAUGGGAAUAAAAACGGUAGAUCUUCCAAGCCAUAUAUAUAUGCUCUCAGUGUUUUUGUUAUGUUGGACAUUCUGUGUUCUCAGCCCUCUUUUAAAGCUGCUACUGCUGUUGCUGUUGCUGUUGCUGUUGACAGGCCAUGCUAAGAAGCUCCAACUUGUAAUGCUAAGUUACAUGCUAAUAAGUGUGCAGCUCUAAUUUUGCUCCCUUUCUAAAUUGUUUUUAUUGUUUAUUCUAAUGAAUGUUUAGCCAUAGAUCUUUUAUUUGUCAAGAAACAUGCAAUUGUAUAAUUUUCUCUUCUGAUGUAUAGCAAAGGAUUUAAUCACAUGCACUUGGAUGAAA